UGACCACCUUGGUUGUGGUGGAUAUUUACGGACAACAACAACAACAACAAAUUCACACCCGCAGGCUGUUUUCAAUCUUUUUGCUCAGGUGUUGAGCGGUCACUCAGACAACACUUUUAAAGGGCAAGCUGUACCCGGGUACACAUGCACAGAGACUACAUAAGGCAUACAUCAUGGCUGCUGUGGGCACUUGGUCCUUCUCCCUCCCUGCUGUAGAAAGAAUGCGGUGCAUGAUUCUAGCUGGACAAAGUUCCACUGAUGUUGUAGAGAGUGCAAUUGCAGAUGUUGAGAAUGACGUGCAGACAGGCCGUUAUAUAGUUGGAAGAGGAGGCUUCCCCAAUAACAAGGGAAUAGUUGAAUGUGAUGCAGCAAUAAUGGAAGGUGUGCCUGGGAGAUUUGGGGCAGUAGCUGCAUUGCGCGGGGUAGGGCAGCCAUGUCGAGUAGCACGCCAAGUAAUGGAGAGAAGUCCUCACAGCUUUUUAGUUGGUGAAGGAGCUGAAGCUUUUGCACGGGAGCAGGGUUUUACCAUUGAGCCCAAUAACAGCAUGCUCUCAGACCAUGCAGCCACUGCGUAUCAGGAAUUUCUUGAAAAUGGGAAACAAGUCAGAGGCCAUGAUACUAUCAGUCUUAUUGCUUUGGAUCUUGCAGGAAACAUAACUGUAGGUGUUUCUACAUCAGGAAAACCUUUCAAGGCUCCAGGGAGAGUGGGGGACUCUCCACUCCCUGGUUGCGGCCUAUAUGCUGACCACAGAGUGGGUGCUGCAGCAGCAUCAGGAGAUGGGGACAAAAUCAUGUGCUACUGUCCUAGCUUUCAGAUUGUACAGUUGAUGAGACAGGGUUUGUCUCCUAAAGAAGCCUGUUGUUCUGUCCUUGCUGAUAUAAGGAAAAGAACUGGAGAAGACAAAUGCUUUGAGAUUGGGCUUAUUGCCUUAAACAUGAAGGGAGAGGUUGGUGCAGCUUCCUCAGUGGAAUUCCCAUAUACUUUCUGGAAGCAGGGAAUGGAUUCAGUGGAACAACAUGUCCUUUCUUAUUAAAUUUCCUCUUCCUUCUCAACAGUAUAAACUUUCAAAUAUGCAAUUUCAAGAGAUAAAAAUCUUGUAAAAAAAAAAAAAAUCUUAUGUACAGCAGUAUGAAUUAUAUAAUAGUAAUCUGUGUACAUAAUUGCUACUGUACUGAAGUAUUUCAUUGUGUAAUUUAUAAUUUAUUAGUAUAAUUUGGAAUUUUAUUAUAUGCCAUUUUAUUUUGUUUUUUACAUAAUGGUUGUGGGUUAUAAUUACAGGCAGUUACUCAUCAGAAAGAAUUAUAAUAUUAUGUGAUUCCUAUUGUAAUAUUAAAGGAAUAAUCUAUCUGACUCAGGCUUUCUUCACACACACACGCACACACACACGCACUUACUUUAUUGAUCAGUAAUUCAUAUUCACACCAGUCUAUGCCACGUUUCACUAAUGACGUAAUUUUUACCUCUUAUGAUAGAGGGCAGGAUUGCAGCAGUAGCGAGUGAGACGGUCUAACAACUAUGAACUCAUUACGAAUGCU
Molecule: messenger RNA, 1536 nt
Organism: Pangasianodon hypophthalmus (striped catfish)
Lineage: Eukaryota; Metazoa; Chordata; Actinopteri; Siluriformes; Pangasiidae
Exons: 10
Coding region: 174-1034 (286 amino acids)
Biological process (GO): protein deglycosylation
Molecular function (GO): N4-(beta-N-acetylglucosaminyl)-L-asparaginase activity
Source: RefSeq, a predicted model, not a curated record